Messenger RNA from Leptinotarsa decemlineata (Colorado potato beetle), 1394 nucleotides. It is a transcript of the gene Oda, whose product is annotated as Ornithine decarboxylase antizyme. The record is from RefSeq and is a predicted model, not a curated record. Gene Ontology annotation, biological process: positive regulation of protein catabolic process. Gene Ontology annotation, cellular component: cytoplasm; nucleus. Lineage: Eukaryota; Metazoa; Arthropoda; Insecta; Coleoptera; Chrysomelidae. Gene Ontology annotation, molecular function: ornithine decarboxylase inhibitor activity.
AGUUGCCUCAAUCUUCUGGAAAGUUAUGAAAGAAUGGAUAUAAGGAUCCAUGAACCGUAAAAUUUCGUCAUUUGUGAUAAACAAGCGGAAUCGUACGCGCACUUAAGAAAUCAGCUCUGUUCGUUUUAAUUAUGUUGAUUAGUGUUUCUGAAGCUGUUCAAUCCGAAUCUAGUAUAGACGGUAAUCAAGGUGACGAAGCUAUGCCCGCUAUAAUGAGUAGUAAUUCGAGUUCGUUGUUGAGUAGUAAACGGUCCGCCUCCAGCUCUUCCGAGGCCGAUUGCUACAACAUGUCUCUGGGCGCCGGGCCUCUGUGGUGGUCCGAUGCCCCUGGGGAUGCCAGGGGUUCGCCGCCUUCGCGGCUCUCUUUCCACACUGGACGACAGGCUUGGGACGCCGUGCUAAGAGGGAAGACCCUCUAUGUCGCAGUGCCCCAUAGCGUGCUGCCUGAGGGCUCUCGCGAGGCUUUCGUCGCUCUGCUGGAGGCUGCUGAGGAAAAGUUGAUGUGCGAGCACGUUGUUGUCGUGUUUGCCGCCAACCGUCCGGAUCGUCCGGUUUUGGUACGGACAUUCAUGUUCCUCGGCUUUGCUAUGCUGUCGCCAACUUCACCCUUGGUGAAUAAGUCUCUAGCGAGCGGCAACGUCUGCAUGCUGUACACCAUCGAAUAGUUCACUCCCAGCUCGAGCCUCGGACGUCUCAAUUCGUUCACAAUUAUAUUUAGGUUAUCUUAUCUGGUUAGUAGAGUUAAUGCCUUGCUUUAGAAAGUUCUUGAAAACAUCUCUGGAGCCUACAUCUGGCUCUGCGACCUGAAAUAGCGCGGUUGCUGUUUCGAAGUGGUUCUCCAUGCGGGAGGAACAACUUGGAGGAACAAUUUCAACCACUAGUUCCAAAAAAGGGUUUUACUUUUUUCGCGAGAAGCGGUAGCUUUGACUUUUUCAGCUCUCCUGCUGGAUGGACGACCUCUUCGACUGGAUUCCGUUUUUGAAUUUGUGCAUCACCUUUUUGCUGUUUUAUGCCUCUAGCAUCGGACUUGUAUAGCGCUCAUUUAUUAGGUUAGGAUAUACUUUAAUAUUAGCGUUUAGGAUGUGAACGGAUAGAGACGAAAAACUUUACGUCAGUGUGGAAAUAUCUAAGCCCCUAUUAAUAUGAAAAACUAAAAAAAUAUAUAAAAUUUCAAAAAACUGAAGAAAAAAAGUGUUGAGAUUUCUUUGAAUAGUACUAAAUAUUUGAUAACGGUUGGAGUUAUUAGUCGUUUUAUUAGUAUGGACUUCACUUGUGCUUUUGUCAUGACUUCAUUUUGUCAAUCUGUAGCCUAGUGAAAUUAAGAUACUGUAAUGUUAAUUUUCCAAUUUGUAAUUACUUUCGUAUAUAAUACACUAGUUGAUAAUAAAAGUAAA